This is a messenger RNA of Pipistrellus nathusii (Nathusius's pipistrelle), 2709 nucleotides long. NCBI's taxonomy places the organism in Eukaryota, Metazoa, Chordata, Mammalia, Chiroptera, Vespertilionidae. The record is from the annotation of a GenBank genome assembly.
AUGAUGGGACCAGGCAGACCAGCUUCAACUUGUGUUAAUCACGCGUCUAGUGUCCAACUAGAUGGGAAGAGUGACCCCUGGAGACCUCAGACCCAGAACCAGCUGCAAUUUAAUAAGAAUGUUCCUACACAGUCAAGCAACUUGGCAAUCCGGUAUUCUUACCCACAUGCAAUUAAAAUAGAAAAACUGAAGCACUCGCACACUGAGUCAGACCACUAUAAAGAUUUGGAUUUUGGAGAUGGUCCUGCUCUAAGCAGUUCUGUUUCAUUUUCUGUCGUAUCAGAAGAGAGACUUAGCUAUGCUGUCCACCUCGCCAAAAGAGAUAUUAAACGAAGACACUUUGAAGAACAUGUAAAAAAAUAUCAUCUCACAAGUCAAUCCCAAAUCUCUCAGAAAUGUGGAUGCACCAAGCAUACGAAAUCUGACCUUGGGCUGGAAAGGAAGGAAAUGAAAGAAGCUUUUCAUUGCAGCCACCAGCCACCCAAAGUAGAAAUUUCCAGCUCAGGUGCCAAGGUAUACGUAUACACAUCUCAUGCAGGACAAUCAGAUUUGACCAUGCCAAAUUCGCCACCCACCCAUGACCCAGGACUGCGACCUCAUGGCAGGUCAGGUGACCACAAAAGCCUAUGCGAACACAGAAGCCUGCUAGAAGUUCAGCGACUCCAGAAAAUAUUGAGCAAUUGUAUUCAUAAAAUCGAAGAAGUAACAAAAGAUAAAAUGGAAGAAGCUUUGGAUCCAGAUGAAGAACGGCGAAUCCGGGUCAGGAGGCAGGAGCAGACGGUUCGCUCUGCCCGGACGCUCUACGUCCUCCAGCAGCAGGUUAGAGAAAUCCAGGAAGAAUUGGAUAAAUUGAGUCCACAUAAUAUUAAACACACUAAGAAGUCACGGGCAAUGUCCAGGCUGGCAUCUGCCUAUCGAGGAGCCAUUCGGGCCUUACAGGUGUUUGUCACUCAGUUUACUGACCGAGGGGAGCACCCAGUUCCUGCUCAGUACAGGGAACUGGGCAGUCUUAUCCGCCAGCUCUCACUCUGUUCUGCCAAAAUGGAUGCUGAUUCUUCCGUUUCUGAUGUGGUGAUAGAUAUCCUGCAACAAAUUGAGGCUUUGGAAUCCCUCUUGGAAAAGAAACUGUCACCACAAAAGAUGAAGAAAAAUAUUACUGAAAUUAGCAGCAGAUUUCCUGUUGAUAGCCCACGGCCCUUGGAGAGAUGGCAGAGUGCAUUGCCAAAGAGCGAGAGGAGACCCUGUGUAACAAAGAAGAUACUUCCAAAGGAAACAAGACAGCCUUCAGUGGCAAAGAAGGUUCUUGCUGAUAAAUAUCCACCUGAGGAAGAGCUUCCGCGGACCCCGGGGUCGGAGAAGGAUCUUGAUGCAUUAGUUGGGGAUCUCCUUCCAGUGGAAGCUCUGACUGUUCCAGACCAAAAUGCAAGCUUCAAAGAAGAACCAUUAGCCCCGGCAAAAACCAAAGGAGAAGGGAAGAGGCCUGUGACUGACAUUGUGAAGAAAGAGGCUCUGGCACCAGCAAGAUCCCAGCAAGGACUUCACAAAGCUGAAAAAAGUAGACCAACCCAAUCUCAGGGCAAAAGCAGGUUGCAUCAGACAACAGUUUCAUCCAGAUUAAAAAUAAACCAACAGCCUGUGAAAGACAGUAGGGCUCCUUGGAUACCUCCAAACCCCACGUCCCCACAAGCGUCUCCUAAAUGUGCUGCAUGGCUGAAGGUGAAACCUAGCCCCAAAGAUGCCACGAAAGAGCAGUCUGUCGAGCAAGAAGGUGCUCAAGAGGAAAGUCAGUUGGGAGAAGCUGUUGAGCAUGAAGCAGUUAGACUCGCUUGGCUUGAUGCAGAAACUUCCAAAAGAUUGAAGGAACUCGAAGAAUUAAAAGCUGAGGAAAUGGACAAAAUGCAAAAUCAGAGUGUUUCUGCUACCCAGUUAGCAGACAAGGUAGAGAAGACAGUCCUGGAGCGUUUGAAGCCUCUGCUGGCGCAGGCUCAGGCUACUGCUCUGGAUUGUAAAUCCAACAGCAGUCCUCAGCUGGACGAUAUUUUGGAAGAUACCACUCGUGAGCCCCGAGCUAUGACUCCUAAGAUAUUGGAGCCUGACGCCUUAGCCACCUCGGGGGACAGCCUGUAUCUGGAGAACAUGCUGCUCCGAAUGGAGGAAAUGGAAAAAUACCAGGAGACAGUUCGCCAAAGAUAUAAUAAAAUUGUAUAUACGGAUCCUCAACUUUGGAUGCAGGAAGAAAAAAAUGACCAAAAACUUGCAGCAGUAGGUGAAGGACCCCUUUCUCCUCAUCCAAUCAGGAUCACAAAGACAGUAGCCAGCAAGGACCCAGACGUGCACAUCGUGUUGGAAAGGCCCUGGAAUGACAAUUCCCUGGAUGAAAGUGGGGGACCAGAGGAGAAAUCGGAGAAAAGAGAGGCUCCCCUCCUCUUUCCUUCAGAAGAUUCUGAGCAGAGAAAGGAUCGGAUUGCCCUCCUGGUCCCCCCCGGGAUGCGACGCAGCAUCGGAGACUACUGCAGCCGCUACGACCAGUACCUCCGGAUGGUCUCCCAUGAGGCCGUGGGCUCCUUCAAUCCAUGGCUCAUUGCUGAAAGCUUUUCAGAGGAGCUGGUGGACGAGGCGCUGGGGUCCGUGACUGCUGAACUCGGGGACUUGUGUGAAGGUUACGCGGAAGCUGUGUUCACCUCGGAAUUCCUAGAGGCUGCCACCUGA